Molecule: messenger RNA, 1815 nt
Organism: Parnassius mnemosyne (clouded apollo)
Lineage: Eukaryota; Metazoa; Arthropoda; Insecta; Lepidoptera; Papilionidae
Source: the annotation of a GenBank genome assembly
AUGAUGGCGUGCCCUUCGUCCAAAACUAGCCUAGUGCAGGCCAACCUCCACCACAGCGAAACUGCGUCGGCUCAAUUACGCAAGUGGUUGGAGGUUCAAAGGACUGCCAUAGCCUUAAUCCAGGAGCCAUGGGUUGGGGCUGGUAAAAUUAAAGGCCUAAACAACCUAAAAGGUAAGUUAUUCUACAGCUCUGAACACGACAAGCCUAGAGCGUGUAUUUACACUACUAAAGAUAUCUGUGCACAACCUUUAACAGAUUUCUGUUCUAGAGACAUGUAUGCCGUAGCAAUACAGUACACACAGGAGAGUAGAUUAGUCGUCGCCUCGGUCUACAUGCCGGAGGAAGACACUCCUCCACCUCAUGACCUCAGCAGGCUGGUGAACUUCUGCGAGAGGACCGGACUAGAGGUUGUGAUCGGGACGGACUCCAACGCACAUCAUCCCCUUUGGGGAAUGGAAAAACCAAAUGAACGAGAAAUCACUCCACCAAGACAUGCCGAGGUAAAACAACCGUGGUGGGGUAAAGAACUCGAUAGAAAACGUAAGAAGGUAAGAAAAGCUCUAAAUAGGGCCAUGAAUACCUCAAUGGAUGAAGACUGGCUAUUAUAUAAGAAAGCUAAGUCUGAAUACAAAAAAUGUAUCAGGUAUCGACGCUCGAUUGGGUGGCGUAAAUUCUGUGGCAACAUAGAAACCUGCAAACAAGCAAAUAGGAUUAGGAAUAUUCUAGCUAAACAGAACACGUCGGGAUCCAUGUCUCUAAAGAAACCCGACGGUAGCUACUCAACAUCGCCGGAUGAAGCCCAACGCAUCCUAAUUGAAACGCACUUCCCAGGUUGCUGCGUAACCCAGGAGGCAAACCAGCAUGACGACAUACUGACAUCAACAGCAGAAGACUGGAAUUUAGCACAGAGAGUGGUAACGAUGGACAAAAUCCAUUGGGCCAUUCACAGUUUCCUCCCCUAUAAGGCGGCAGGACCCGACGGCAUAUUCCCGGCACUCCUACAGUGGGGGGGUAAAGCCCUAAUAGUCAGACUUGCUGCCAUAAUGCGAGCCUGUCUUGCUCUUAAAUAUGUUCCUAGGGGAUGGAGGGAAGUGAAAGUUACAUUCAUACCCAAACCAGGAAAGAGCGACUACACUGACCCUAAAUCCUACAGGCCCAUUAGCCUCACAUCCUUUCUCCUAAAGACGAUGGAGAGGAUGUGUGAAAGGGAAUUAAGGGGGUCGGCGCUAAUGAACUUACCACUACACGACAAGCAACACGCCUACAGUCUAGGCAAAUCAACAGAAUCGGCCCUUCAUAAGGUAAUUACAAAGAUUGAAGAGGCCAUCCAAAACAAAGAAAUAUGUCUAGGUUCCUUCAUAGAUAUAGAAGGUGCUUUUGACCGAACGAACUUCUCCAGCAUAAAAGGUGCACUCGGUAGACACAAAGUUGAACCGGCACUGAUCGACUGGAUAGUUUACAUGCUCAGUACACGAAUAAUAAAGAUUGCUGGUGAAUCUCAACCAAUCCAAAUUAAGAAAGGCUGCCCGCAGGGUGGGGUUCUCUCACCUCUCCUGUGGAAUAUGGUCAUUAAUGAACUCAUCAGCAAAUUAAAUGACAAUCACUUCUAUACAGUAGGUUAUGCUGAUGACCUGACAAUACUGGUCUCUGGAAAGACAGCAAGCAUAGUGUGCGACCUGACCCAAGCGGCUCUCCGUAUAGUGGAGAGAUGGUGCAGGGAACACGACUUAACUGUCAAUCCAAAUAAAACGGUUUUAGUUAUGUUCACACAAAAACGAAAGCUGAAUAACUAUCAUCCUCCAAGUCUUUUUUAG